Trichogramma pretiosum is the source of this 958-nucleotide messenger RNA. Its product is annotated as 40S ribosomal protein S12-like. Gene Ontology annotation, cellular component: cytosolic small ribosomal subunit; ribosome. The transcript has 5 exons. The coding region runs from base 506 to 925 and encodes 139 amino acids. The record is from RefSeq and is a predicted model, not a curated record. NCBI's taxonomy places the organism in Eukaryota, Metazoa, Arthropoda, Insecta, Hymenoptera, Trichogrammatidae. Gene Ontology annotation, molecular function: structural constituent of ribosome. Gene Ontology annotation, biological process: translation.
UUUUAACAAGAAUUUAAUUGAGUGGCGCUUUGUUUCAAACGUUUCAUAAAAACAUCUUUGGCUGGAGUUUAUACUCCAAGGACUUAUAUAUCACAAAAAUAUGUUGUAAUUUUCUUAAUUGAUCUUUAUUUCUUAAAAUUAAACAUAGUUGUAGUUGCACAGUUGAAAUUUUGUAAUUGAUCUCGCAUAUGAGCUGCUAUUCAAGAGCUUACUAUAACCAUCUUAGCGUUAAAACCACUGGAUUUGGAGGAGAGCGUUCUUUCCCGCUUCUCGGAUAACACGUGUCGCCACUAUAGUUUACAUUUCCAACACGCGCACCGGAGUUUUUAGCGCUCGCCGCUUGCAACUAUAAGUCUUCUUUUUGGUUAUAGCAAGGUAAAAUACACAUGGCUCUCCGUUGAUAUUUGCAAUUUUUGUUAUAAAUUAUUACAUUAGUCAUUGUUUAGUGUGUACGACAAACUAAAAUCGUUGUUUUUUUUCAGUUAUAACAAAUCUCUAUUGAAAAAUGUCUGACGUUGAGACCGAUGAUGUUCCCUCGGCAGUUGGUGGUCCUAUGGACGUAAACACAGCACUUCAAGAAGUCCUUAAAACAGCCCUCAUUCAUGAUGGAGUUGUACGAGGUCUUCAUGAGACCACAAAAGUUUUAGACAAGAGGCAAGCUGUUCUCUGCAUCCUUGCUGAAAACUGUGAAGAAGCUGAUUACAAAAAAGUCAUAUCUGCCCUGUGUAAUGAACAUCAAAUUCCUCUCAUCAAAGUUGACAAUAACAAAAAACUUGGUGAAUGGGCUGGUUUAUGCAAGGUUGAUAAAGAUGGCAAAGCCAGGAAAGUUGUUGGAUGCUCUUGUGUAGUCAUCAAGGACUUUGGUGAAGAUACUCCAGCUAAAGAUGUCCUUAUGGACUACUUGAAGCAAAGUGCUGUGCAUUAAGUUUAGUUUAAUAAAAAAACUAUAAACAAAAAA